AUGACUGCUGAAAGUGUGAUCUUAAGUGUGUCUAAAGGCAUCCUCACAACUGAAAUACAACAUCAAGACGUGACAGUUAAAGGUUCUGGUGAGAACAAACUGAUAAUUGAAUCCAAUAACCUGGUAAUCCUCAACAACCUGCUGGCCAAAGUGUCGUAUACCAGCACUAUCUACCAUAUAAACACUGGAGACCUUGCCACAUUCCAGUUUGAAAACCAUGAAGCGGUGUUCCCCAUUGCCAUCAAACAGCCUCAUAUACCAGUCCUGUACGACAUAGGGACAGACAUUAGUUCUCAAGUCACCAUCACCACAAAGACUUUCCUGCGCUACAGAGAACUGAAGGUGUUGUUGGACAGCAUCCAAAAAUUCUACAACAACAUAAAAGUGAUUAUUGCAGAUGACAGCUUAGAACCAGAGCCAAUUCACAGAAAAAACAUGUUACAUUACAUCAUGCCUCCAGCACAGGGCUGGUUUGCAGGCAGAAAUCUGGCUGUUUCCCAGGUAACCACCAAGUACUUCCUGUGGGUGGAUGAUGAUUUUGUGUUUACAGAGAAGACAAAGAUGGAGAAGCUUGUGGAGGUCAUGGAGGCGAACCCUGAACUGGAUGUGGUUGGUGGGGCUGUAGAAGAGAACCAGUUUUAUUUUACUCUUAUAUAUGAGGAAGGAAAGGAAAAUGAAGGUGGUUGCCUAUACAGAAAGUCUCAGGGGAAAUUCCACUCACUUCCUGGCUACCCACAAUGCUUUUUGACUAAUGGAGUAGUCAACUUCUUCCUGGCUCGUACAGAUGCUGUACAGAAAGUUGGUUUUGACCCUAAGCUACAGCGAGUAGCACAUUCAGAGUUUUUUAUGGAUGGUCUGGGCUCUUUGCUGGUUGCAUCAUGUAGUCACGUAUCCAUUGGUCAUCAACCCAAAACAACCGACAGCCAAAUUUCUAUAUACGACGAAUAUAGACACCCGGGAGAAAAUGAUGAAGAAUUCAAACUGCAGCUUCACUUUUACAAAAACAACCUUAAGUGCAUUACAUAUGGAUAGAAGAUUCAUUCAAAGAACAUCAGUGUCACUUGUAAUGUCAUAUUGUUUUGUCAUGGUCCCAGGGUUAUCUGAGUUUAGGAUUCUCAGUGAAUAUAGCUGAGUUUGGCUCUCUGUUUGGAUUUUAUUCAUCAAGAUUUUUUUUCUUUAUUAUUCCUAUAGAGAUUAAUAUCUUGUGAUGUUGGUGACACUGAAUUCUGUUUUUACUUAUUUUCUUUUGCUGUUUUGUCAUCCUGUGUUUUCACUCAUGUUUUCAUUGUAAACCUAAUACACUGAACUUUAAAACUUUAUAUAUCUUCACAGAAGUACAAAACACGCUAAAAUCUAAUAGAUGUUGUGAGUCAUUUAUCUAUGCUACCUAUGUUUAUAUUUAAUAAAACCAAAGAAAUAAAUAUACAUACUGUAGAAGAAUGAACAGUGUCGUAACAGUAAUAGUUCCUUAAAAUUUAUACUUAUGAUAGUUUACACAGAUGUAAUCAGAUGCCAUAAUUUCCCUUCUAACCACAUGUUUGAAUCCUGGUGUAAAUGGGCUAAAGAGUUCACUUUUAUAGAAGCAAUGUUUACUGAGAGGGGGGUGGUUGUCAGUGAGCUUUAGAUGCUGGUUUGUUGAAUGGGUUAUGUUGGUUUUUUGUUCAGUCUUUUACAGACAACCCACUAGUCUGAGAUGUAUAGGUCAAAGAUUUAUCCAAACAGGUGUGUAUCUUGACCUCACACAGACAUCUGAGUGCCCUAUAAAAAGCUUUUGGACCCAUCUAUUAUUUGUUAAGCAGAAAGAAAAACCCUAACUCACAUUUCAUGUAUUGUUAUAAGUUAUGUAAUAUGU
This is a messenger RNA of Pundamilia nyererei, 1852 nucleotides long. RefSeq names its product beta-1,4 N-acetylgalactosaminyltransferase 2-like. The coding region runs from base 1 to 1032 and encodes 343 amino acids. Lineage: Eukaryota; Metazoa; Chordata; Actinopteri; Cichliformes; Cichlidae. The transcript is spliced from 8 exons. The record is from RefSeq and is a predicted model, not a curated record. Gene Ontology annotation, biological process: UDP-N-acetylgalactosamine metabolic process; UDP-N-acetylglucosamine metabolic process. Gene Ontology annotation, molecular function: acetylgalactosaminyltransferase activity.